Molecule: messenger RNA, 2634 nt
Organism: Drosophila novamexicana
Lineage: Eukaryota; Metazoa; Arthropoda; Insecta; Diptera; Drosophilidae
Gene: Pep
Product: zinc finger protein on ecdysone puffs
Exons: 4
Coding region: 232-2304 (690 amino acids)
Cellular component (GO): nucleus
Source: RefSeq, a predicted model, not a curated record
AAGUUGUCUCGUCGUGUGUGGGAAUAUAUAUUCACAACAGGCAGCCAUCUUUAAAUUAGAAUUAAAUUUAUUGGAAAAAACGUGUUUAAAUAAUUAGAGCAAGUGAAAUAAAGUGCAUCGAGCUGCAAAGCAUCAAUAGCUUCCGCAACCGUUAAGGUCAAUCCGCAACAACAAUUACAACAGUCACGUCCAGCACAUUAUUUGGCUAACGGCAGCAAUCUUAAGGCAAACAUGGCAUUCCGUGGCAAUCAGAAUCGCAAUCGUAACUUUGGUGGCGGCAAUCAAUACGGCGGCCCGAUGGGCACCAAUCGCAUGGGUGGCAUGAAUAUGUCACCCUGGGAGUCGCAGAAUCCCGGCGGCGGCCAAUUUGGCAACAACAUGCGUCAAGGUGGUGGCCAGAUGAACGCCCAGGCCAUCAAUUUGGCCAACAAUCUGCUGAACAAUCUAUUUAGAAACCAGAAUCCACCCUCACUGCUGGACCUGCCACGCGGUGGCAUGGGCAAUCGCAAUCAGCGCGGCGGACCGAUGGUCAAUCGCGGUGGCGGUGCCGGCAAUCGUCUCAAUAAUCGUCGUGGCCAAGGAGGUUUCCAAAAUCGUGGCGUUACUGGUGGUCCCAAGCCCCCCCAAAAGCAGGGCGCCGGCGGCAUUCGUAAGCAGAAUGCUUUUGAUCGUGCCAAGAAACUUUUGGCUAAAAAUGCCAACACUAAUAAAAAGAAGGAAAUUACUCCUGGCGAAAAGAAAAUCGAGAGUAUCACCACUCCCAAGGAGUCGCCGUACGCUAGCGUGCCCAAUGAUAUGUUCUAUUGUCAUUUGUGCAAGAAGCACAUGUGGGACGCCAAUUCGUUCGAGAACCACAUCAAGGGACGCACCCAUUUGAUGAUGCGCGAGGGCAUCGAGGAGAGCUAUCGCCUAAAGGCCAACAUGAUCCGCCAGGAGGCCAAGAUUGCCGAGCAGCUCAAGUCCAUUGAGUUUGAUCGUUUGAAGCGCAUGGGCAAGAGCAAGCAGCGCCAGUUGGACUACUGCACCAUGUGCGAUCUCAACUUCCAUGGUCACAUUUCAACCCAUCGCAAGUCUGAGGGCCAUUUGCAGCUGAAGAAGUUCCUUCAUCCCAAGUGUGUGGAGUGCAACAAGGAGUUUGCUACACGCAUCGAUUACGAUACUCAUUUGCUUUCGGCCGAUCAUCUGAAGAAGGCUGCCGAGAACAAUACGAAGGUGGGCGAGCGCAAGCGUCAGACCUUGCCCAUCAGCACCGCCGAGGAGGAGACACGCGAUCUGCGUCCACCACAGAAGCGCAAGAAGAAGCCCAUCAAAAAGGAGGGUGAGGAGACCACUGAAGUCAAGAAGGAGGGUGAGGAGGGUGCCGAGGGCGAGGAAGCUGAAGGUGAGGAGCAAAAGGAGGGUGAGGAGGCCGCCGAUGAAACCAAGGAGGGUGAAGAGCUCAACGAGAGCCAGGAAGAGGAAGAGGUCGCCCUGCCAGUCGAUCCCGAGGACUGCAUUCUUGAUUUUGCCGAAGGCGACGAGAUUCCCAGCGAGGUGGACACCCGUCUGCCCAAGUACAACUGGCAACGUCCCGUAGGACCAGCCCUGAUCUCAAAGCUUGAGUGCUUCGAGUGCGCCGUCUGCAGUAAGUUCUUUGAUACAGAGGUCACCGCCGAGAUUCACUCGCGCACCGCCACCCAUCAUCGCAACUUCCUUAAGUUCAUCAACGAGAAGUCCAGCGAUACUAAGAUUGCACAAAAGCGCGCCGCCGCUGCCCUUGAGGAGAACGAGCGCAAGAAGCGCAAGAUCGAGGAGACCGAGGCACCGGCUGCUGAGGGCGCCGCCGAGGAGACUGCCGAGGCUGGCGAGGGUGAGCUUUACGAUCCAUCGGAAGCCACCGGCGAUGAUGAAGAUUUUGAAAUGGCCGAGAAUGCCGAGGGCGAAGAGGAGGCAGCCGAGGAAGAACCCGCUGGCGAGGAAAACGGUGAGGAGAUGGAGACCCAGGAAGAGGAGGAGGAGGCCGAACAAGAGGCCGAACCCGAGCCAGAGCCGACACCAGUUCCAACUCCCGCUCCGGUUGCCCAGCCAGCAACACCGGCCAAACCGGAAGCAGCCAAGACGCCGGCCAAGGCACCUGCCGCAGCCGCUGCUGCUGCUGCUGCUGCCACACCGGCUGCUGGCGCCAGUCCAGCCGCAGGUGGAGCUGCUGCCCCAGCCGAUGCCUCGCCAUCGCCAGCCAAGAAGGCAACGCCCGCCCGCGCUGCCGCCGGGCCCAAGGCAACGCCACAACGUAAUCGCGCGCGCGGCCGUUACAACCGAUACUAGACGAUGGCAAUUUUGGACUUAAGACACAAUAUAUAGCUAUAUUAUAAUCCAUUAUUAUACACAAACACAAAGAACAACACACUUUCCACACGUUUGAGACCCUUAAUGUAAGAGAGACAUAUAGAAACGGAUGCACGCGCCGCCCUUCAUCUAAAGCGAAACUGAACUUUUCUCUUAGUGACAUUUUCAUCCCAUUUUGCAUAAACUUUUGUAAUUGACACAGACAUUAACCAGAUUGAUUCUAUUUCAAGACGGGUCUUCGAUUGCAAACCAAACCAAACCACAUUCAAGGAAAUGGCAACAAAACAAGUUUAAAACAAAAAGAAAAUG